GUUGUCGACAUCACGCUAACAUAAGUCACAUGACUGAAUUGUUAUGCAACGAGGCAGCCAAACAAACUCAGCCAUAAAUUCCAGUGUAGUCGCAAAUAUGUCCACCUGUUACUCAGCAAACCAGUAUGACGACGCUUUCAGGCCAAAGAGGCUACAGAACUGGUGUCAGGCGAAGCAAGUCAACAAGGAAUAAAACGGCAUCUACAGUGCCAGGAUUCAUGCGAGAGCGCCUGGCCUCUAAAAUGCACCCUGCUGCGCUGAAGGAACGCUCACUUGCGUCACUUGUUGCUGGGACGCGGUGCCAUCUUUUUCUUUUUUUCUUCUUCUUUUGUGUUUUGUUGUGCUGCAGUGCCUGAUGAAUAAUUGCCUGUUUCAAAGAGUGCUGCUCGUUUUUCAUAUGUAGGUAACAACAUUUAACUAUGUAUAUAUAUUUCCGAAUUGGUUCAACCGCCAACCGCCCGCAUCUAUUUAAAAUCUAUUUUUACCCGUCCGACCCGCGGUUUAUCCGCGGACUGCGCGGUUGUGUCCGCAAACCGCGCAUCUCUACUGCAUACACUAUAGGACUAAAUAAAGUUUUUAGGGUGGUUACAUUGGCAACUUAACACUGACUAUUUUCUGUGAUAGCGUAGCGGGUGCACCAAUAAAUAACGUCCUACAACACAACACGUACAGAGUGAACAUUGGUUCCGCCAUCGAAUCAACCCACAUGUAUUUAGAAAGGCAUAUCUUAUGAAUAUAAAUAUUUAUACAAUUCACAAAGCGGUUGUAUAUGACCAAAAUCCCUUAUUUAAAACGGGGCACUCUUUUUCUUAAGUCACCCAGACCACUAAAGGGCCACACCACCUUUGUUGCAGACAACAGAGGACAUCUUAUUCCUGGAAUGGUUAAGAAAGGCAGUGCUUGGCCCGACUUUAAAGGGACCUGGGAUCUACCGGCUCGUAUUCCAGCUCAGAACAUCAACCCGACCAGCCGCUCUGUGGAAGGUAUGAACAGGCUGAAGGCCUGGGGCAUAGACCCUCAGCACACUGGCAAGUCUGGGCCCCUAGGAGGCAGCAAAAACACAGAUGGACCGAAGGGUGCUGGUUGGCAGAGAUCGAGGAGUGACGUCUCCGCCGCUUUGUCUACAAACCUCCCGGUUACUGCAGACCACAAAUAUGGCAGACAGAAGCAGGUCACCCACGCUGACCGUGCAUCGUACAUCGCCGAAGGGCAGACUGCUGCGGCUUCUGUGAUGAGCGCACAGAGCCAGAGCGAGUCCACCUUGUGCUCUGAAGGCGUCAGCACGAGACCCAACACCGGGAGCAUCGACCAAACGAGCCCGCGCAGCGUCGAGUUUCGACUACCAUGAACUGGCCUUCCAACCGCUGCACGGAAAAUCAGACAUGAAACAGUCAGAAAUCGAACCAACUUAGUCAAUAUCGUUUUCCAUGGAUCGUCCUUUCAGUUUGGUAUCGCUCUCAUAAAUCACAACUUCCUGAUUCGGUGGUGCAAAAAUAAACUGGCAAAGGAAAAAAUGUUUACACUAUAAAACUUCACGGUGGACAAAGUGUGACAAAAGUCAUCAUGAUCUGUUAAUGAGGUGAAAUCUGAUCUGUAGUGAAGACAAGAAGAGCUCAGUGCUCACCUACUUUGGUGUUUCAUCAUUACACAUUUUGACUUAUAGACAUAUAUUAUGGCAGCAAUAAAAUAUUAAAAGCUUGUUUAAAUACUGCAAGUCAGUGUUUCUUAACCAUAGGGUCAGCGCCGCAAGCGUCCCCUAGAGGGCCGGCAAAAAAUAAUUGUAUCUCAGCCGUGGUCUGUAUUGCUUGUAUUCCGUCACGUGACGUCUUCCUGGAAGUGAAAACCAAGUCAAGAUGACUGCCGUACAGCAAACAUGAGUACAAAAGAGGCUUUAAUCUUCCUGCAAAAAGCAGAUAUGAGCAUAAAAUCUAAUUAUGCAAUUGAAUAGCUCCCUAUAGUUUAUCAAAAAAAGAUUUGUGGAGUGAUAUCAAGGAUUAUACGCUGAUUGCGUUACCAGACAUAUGGAACUAUUGUGCUCCAUACAUCAUUCCACGUGACAAAACAGAUGAAACUUGGAAAAGCAUGGAGGUCUACACUGUCUUUGUGUGUGGCUGGGUCAAGAACAUUGGUAUCAAAACUUUCCCUGUUGUUGCACACGCCGUUUACGAGUAGCGUGGUUUUCCCCGUCUUUAUCAAAAUAUAUGUAUCAUGUAUGUGGCUGAAAGAUUCAUUUAUAAUUGUUUAUCAAUAUUUAACUAUGGAUGUCAACAUUGUGUAUGUGCUGAAAGAUUCAUUUAUGAUUAUCAAAAUAUAACUGUCAAUAUUGUGUAUGUGCUGAAAGAUUCAUUUAUGAUUAUUUAAAAACAACAACUAUAGAUGUCAACAUUGUGUAUGUGCUGAAAGAUUCAUUUAUGAUUGUUUAUCAAAAUAUAACUAGAUGUCAAAAUUGUGUAUGUGCUGAAAUAUUCAUUUAUGAUUGUUUAUCAAAAUAUAACUAUAGAUGUCAACAUUGUGUAUGUGCUGAAAGAUUAAUUUAUGAUUGUUUAUCAAAAUAUAACUAUAGAUGUCAACAUUGUGUAUGUGCUGAAAGAUUCAUUUAUGAUUGUUUAUCAAAAUAUAACAAUAGAUGUCAACAUUGCGUAUGUGCUGAAAGAUUCAUUUAUGAUUGUUCAUCAAAAUAUAACUCGAUGUCAAAAUUGUGUAUGCUGAAAUAUUCAUUUAUGAUUGUUUAUCAAAAUAUAACUAUAGAUGUCAACAUUGUGUAUGUGCUGAAAGAUUAAUUCAUGAUUGUUUAUCAAAAUAUAACUAGAUGUCAACAUUGUGUAUGUGCUGAAAGAUUCAUUCAUGAUUGUUUAUCAAAAUAUAACUUUAGAUGUCAACAUUGUGUAUGUGGCUGAAAGAUUAAUUUAUAAUUGUUUAUCAAUAUUUAACUAUAGAUGUCAACAUUGUGUAUGUGCUGAAAGAUUCAUUCAUGAUUGUUUAUUAAAAUAU
Molecule: messenger RNA, 2991 nt
Organism: Nerophis lumbriciformis (worm pipefish)
Lineage: Eukaryota; Metazoa; Chordata; Actinopteri; Syngnathiformes; Syngnathidae
Gene: cfap126
Product: cilia and flagella associated protein 126
Biological process (GO): cilium organization
Cellular component (GO): ciliary basal body
Source: RefSeq, a predicted model, not a curated record